Molecule: messenger RNA, 772 nt
Organism: Cuscuta epithymum
Lineage: Eukaryota; Viridiplantae; Streptophyta; Magnoliopsida; Solanales; Convolvulaceae
Source: the annotation of a GenBank genome assembly
GAAUCAGUGAAUCGCCACUACUAUCGGCCUGACCACAACGAUAUGGCAACCCUUUCUACUCCGCCGACCCCUAGCCGCUCCGGCAGCGCCGCUGGCGGUGCUCCGCCGAAGAGGCAAGGCGUUUCCGUCCUCGAAUCGAUUAAUACUUUCGUGAUCAGGGUGAAGAAGAAGCUCGCGAUGAGGAGCGGCUUAUCUAAGCUGCGGCUCAGGAAGCCGAAGAAUUUUCCGGCGAGGAUGAGCACCAAAUCCGUCAACCGCCGGAAGAAGGCGAGGGAUGACGCUGAUAAGGAAGCUCAAGAUCCCGGCGAAGGCGGGCUGUGGCGGAGGGAGAUUUUGAUGGGCGACAGAUGCCAGCCGUUGGAUUUCCCGGGCGUGAUUUACUACGACUGCAAUGGGAAGCGACUUCCCGAUCUGCCGAUGAGAUCGCCUCGAGCCAGUCCUUUGCCAGGUUUUCUUCUAAAGUCUGCCAAAGUAUAAUAGAGACAGAGACGGAAGUUGAUGUAUAGUGUCGCCGGCUGGUCAUCUUCCCGGCGGCCAGUAGUUGCAAUGGUUCUAGAUUUUAGUCUUUCAGGUUCUUUUUCUAGGAUUUUUUUACUUUUGGGCCGGUCUAGAUCUUUGAUUUAACGAUUUAUGCUACUUUUUGUGUUAUUUAUGUGGUCAUUAUUUAUGGCGUGUGCACAUAAUUUAUUGUGUGUACAAUAAUAAAAUACUUCAAAUUUUCAAAUUUUGAAGGAAGUGAGCUAAAUUUCUCGAACUUUAUAUAAGAAAUUAU